This is a messenger RNA of Lizanozyma spartinae, 831 nucleotides long. Its product is annotated as nucleoporin. The record is from RefSeq and is a predicted model, not a curated record. The transcript has a single exon. Gene Ontology annotation, biological process: membrane organization; endoplasmic reticulum tubular network organization. Gene Ontology annotation, cellular component: membrane; endoplasmic reticulum. NCBI's taxonomy places the organism in Eukaryota, Fungi, Ascomycota, Pichiomycetes, Serinales, Debaryomycetaceae. The coding region runs from base 1 to 831 and encodes 276 amino acids.
AUGUCUAGUUCUGUUAACAAUAGCGUGCCUAAGACAGGCAAGAGAGAUGCUACUCCAGUGGGACCAACCACCGCCACAAAAAAGGGGUUCAAUCAAGAAUUAUUGAUGAAAACUGUUCAAUCAUUACAAUUUGUGUGGUUUUUGGGUCAAGUUACCACAUUGGUAAAUACUGUGUUAUAUACUUUAACAUAUUUUGGUACUAUGAAGAAAUGGUAUGCUUACUUUUAUAUUUUGGCAUACCUCGGAGUUGUUCAACUGUUUGGUAUCUUAGUAUACCAAUUGGUUUCUAAGACAAGGGAUUUUAGAACUAUUAUUAAGGAUGAUAAUGUUCAUUAUUUCCUUUUGGGACUGGCAUUUAUGAUUAUGAGACCAUUUGUUUUGAUUGCCUUAUAUCCAUUCUUUUUGUUUUCAAUUUUCCAUGUAUUGGCUUACACUAAGAAUUACUUGUUACCUAUCUUUUUAAGUACCGAUUCAUCUGCUUUAGGUAAUCAGAUUGGCGCAUUCAUCACUGCCAAUAAUUCCAAAUCAAUUGAAUUGGCCAGCAUCGUUGAAUUGUAUUCUUUGGUUUGGUUAAUUUUAAGAACUUUGACUUUCAGAAAGAGAUCCCUUAUGCCCUUACUUUAUUAUUUGGUAUUCAUAAAGAAGAGAUUUGAAACUUCUCAAUUCACUCGUAACUACGUUAAAAAGAUUGAACUUUCUUUGGACUCUCAAGUUAAUAACUUGAAGAACCCUAAAGUGAAGGAAAUUUGGAUCCAAGUUAAAUCAGUAUUAAGAAGAAUUGGUCAAGUACACAUCGUGAACGAUUACACUAAGGAAGCCAAGUCUCAAUAA